AUGGCUAAGCGUCGACUCGAAGAUGCUAUUGUCGCAUCGCGUGCGCUAAACGUUGGAAUAAAAUUAAUUGAUAAUUUUAAAGGUGCUCAAUCAUUAUUUUCCACUGAUAUUAAUAUGAAUGCAGGUGUAUUCUCAUUGAGAUUCAGUGAUAAUUUGGAUAUAAUUGGUAUUGGAUACGGCGACGGUUCAGUUCGUCUAUACUCAGUUACGAGUGGUAAACUAGUUUCUGAAUUUCUAACGUCAUCAUUAUCAAAAAUUGAACAUCUUCGACACUUGAGUAUGGAUUUGCCAGUAAUGAGUUUAAAAUGGCAUCCACAUCAAAGACAUCUGCUAUACUCAGCUUGUGCCGAUGGUACAAUACGUUUGAAUAAUCGUGAAACAAAUGAACUGAGUGUAAUUGUCUAUGAGUGUGAUAAUGAGCUAACGUCCAUAGAUUUUUCUGCAAACGGAGAAUAUUACGCAACAACGGGGAAGGAUGCGAAUAUACGUUUAUAUAAUGCAAAACGGAAUGUCAUUUUACAUAAAUAUAAUAGCACGAAAAUGAAUACACAAGUAGAAACAAUACUUAGUACUGGUACAAGUGAUGAAAUAUGUACGACUGGUCAUUACUAUCGUGUAUAUGCUGUCAAGUUUCAUCCGGAUUACGCGAAUAUUUUGAUUACAGGUGGAUGGGAUAAUGUUGUUAAAAUAUGGGAUAUUCGACAGAAAGAAUGUAUUGAUGCGUGUGAUAACGAUAUAUUGACGGCAUCAUGGAUACGUUCGAAUUCAUUGCAGAUCUAUGAUUUUCGUACAAGGGGUUUGUUACAAACAUUAAAAGUUAAAGGUGCUGAUGAAAAAGGGGAAUAUAUGUAUUCGGCUCAGUUAUGUGAUAAUCAUACCAUCAUAGCUGUUGGUAGCGGAACAAAUUCGUGUCAUGUGAUCAAUACUAUGGAUAAUAAUGAGUUAGCGCGUUUACCAUUAACAAAACCGGUUUAUGCUCUUGAUUCAAUGCUGGGUGGACGAGUGUUUGCUUUCGGUGGAUUAGAUAAAUUUGUAAUCGCUCAUAUGAAAGAUAAUUAG
Molecule: messenger RNA, 1059 nt
Organism: Didymodactylos carnosus
Lineage: Eukaryota; Metazoa; Rotifera; Eurotatoria; Philodinida; Philodinidae
Source: the annotation of a GenBank genome assembly